This is a messenger RNA of Daphnia pulex (common water flea), 731 nucleotides long. Its product is annotated as glutathione S-transferase 1-like. The transcript is spliced from 4 exons. Gene Ontology annotation, molecular function: glutathione transferase activity. The coding region runs from base 111 to 731 and encodes 206 amino acids. The record is from RefSeq and is a predicted model, not a curated record. Gene Ontology annotation, biological process: glutathione metabolic process. Lineage: Eukaryota; Metazoa; Arthropoda; Branchiopoda; Diplostraca; Daphniidae.
AUAAUAACGAGUUGAUAAGAAGAGAGCCAACAAAACCACAGUCGCCCAGUCUUAGGACUGCGUUCGUUUGAAACAAUAUCCCAUCUGUUAAAAAAUAAUUAAGUGAAAAGAUGCCAAAUUAUAAACUGAUUUACUUUAACGUACGAGGAAGAGCGGAACUUUCCCGGUUGAUUUUGAGCUGCGCCAACGUCCCGUUCGAAGAUUACCGCAUUGAACACAGCGAUUGGCCAGCCAUCAAACAAGAUAUGCCGUUUAAACAGAUACCCGUUUUGCAAGUGGACGGAGUUAAUUUGCUGGCCCAGUCCAACACUAUUGCCCGCUAUUUGGCUAGGCAGCACCAACUGGCCGGGCAGAACGAAUGGGAGCAAAGUCAGGCGGACAUGUUUAUCGAUUGCGUUUACGAUUUACACGCAGGAAUGAGACCCGUUGCACGAGAGAAGGAUCCGGAGAAGCAGCAAGAAAUAUUCGACAAAGUGAACGAAGAAAUGAUUCAGCCUCACGCCAAAAAGAUUGAGGAAAUCCUGAUCAAGAACGGCAGUGGAUUUUUGGUCGGCAAUGCGCUGACUUGGGCUGAUAUCGCUUAUUACGCAUAUUUUACCACUCCGAUGAUGGACCAUCUGGGCGGCCAAGUGCUCGAGAGCCACCCUCACUUGAAGAAAUUGAUUCAACACGUCGGCGACAUCCCAACUAUCAAGAAGUAUAUUGAAACACGACCCGUUACAUCGAGAUAA